This is a messenger RNA of Arabidopsis thaliana (thale cress), 294 nucleotides long. RefSeq lists its product as uncharacterized. The record is from RefSeq and is marked reviewed. NCBI's taxonomy places the organism in Eukaryota, Viridiplantae, Streptophyta, Magnoliopsida, Brassicales, Brassicaceae. Bases 53 to 283 code for a protein of 76 amino acids. The transcript is spliced from 3 exons.
GUUUUGUUUUCACCAUCUCUAUUGAAAUUCUAAAAUUUUAAGGUUUCAAAAAAUGGGAAAUUGGGUAUUCACGUUAGGAGAUACUAAUCAAGAUACCAAGCAAAAAGCUCUAACCUGUAUUUAUAGUUUUGAUGGAGUUGUAUCUGUACGUUAUUAUGCACAAAUGAACGCAUUUUGCGUGUUUGGAGAAGGAAUUAAGGAGACCGAAAUUCAGAAAAAGAUAGAUGAGCUUUAUAACCCAAAACCAAAGACUAGGUACCUAUUUGGUUGUAUUCCCAUGUAAUGACAUGGUGU